AGUGUGCGUAAGCGAAAAGCGAUGGGCUCGUUUCCGGAGGUGGUGGAGCUGAACGUCGGCGGUACACCGUACGUUGCCAGCCUGAAGACGCUGCUGGCGGAGGAGGGCUCCUGGCUGCAGGAGACGUUCGGCGGCGUGAGCGCCCCGUCCGACCUGCCCGUCGACUCCCGAGGCCGCAUCUUCAUCGAUCGCGACGGGUCGCUGUUCCGGCACGUGCUGGACUACCUGCGAGAUCCGGUGCGCUACGCCCUCCCGGUGGGCUUCCUCGAGCGCGACCGGCUGCGCAAGGAGGCCGACUUCUUCCGGCUGGCCGGGCUGCAGGAGCUGCUGGUGAAGAUGGCGCCCGGCUGCAUCACCGUCGGCUACCGUGGCAGCUUCCAGUUCGGCCGCGACGGCCUGGCCGACGUCAAGUUCCGGAAGAUCACGCGCCUGCUCGUGCACGGGCGGGUCGCCCUGUGCCGGGAGGUGUUCGGCGACACGCUGAACGAGUCGCGCGACCCGGACCACGGCGGCUCCGACCGCUACACGGCCCGCUUCUUCCUCAAGCACGUGUUCAUCGAGCAGGCGUUCGACAUGCUGCAGGAGCAGGGCUUCCGGCUCGUCGGCAGCUGCGGCUCCGGCACGGCUGGCUCGGUCUCCGAGAACCUCAAGCCGGGCGUCGACACGGAGGAGAACCGCUGGAACCACUACAACGAGUUCGUGUUCGUGCGCGACUAAGCGAACGAUGCAGCACCAACACCUCCUCCGUGGAGCACCACCUUUCCACCCUUGCAACCUAUGAGACACUCUCCCGGACUCAGGACACGAACGGACACAACCAGGACGAUGCAGGCCAACCGAGCGCCCGGAGGCAAACGCAGAUGCAAGCCUUGGAUGGCCUUCCUUUCCUUCCGACCCCCGACCCCCGGCCCCAACGUUGGCAAGCGAACGCGAGCGAGCGAAGGCGUGCGAUCGAGGUGAAUUUGACGAUUCGAACUUUUGCAGCCCCUUAAAGUUGGUCCCACUUGAAUUGAUCUCG
Molecule: messenger RNA, 1018 nt
Organism: Anopheles coustani
Lineage: Eukaryota; Metazoa; Arthropoda; Insecta; Diptera; Culicidae
Gene: Ktl
Product: BTB/POZ domain-containing protein KCTD8
Exons: 2
Coding region: 22-717 (231 amino acids)
Biological process (GO): protein homooligomerization
Molecular function (GO): protein binding
Source: RefSeq, a predicted model, not a curated record